CUAGGUCCUUUAGCGAAGUAUAACAUCCCUUCUUUCAUUUUCUGAAAUAUACUUCGUCAGUGGGAGUUAAAGAAUAGCUGUCGGUAUGUCUGGAAGAGGAAAGGGUGGUAAAGGUUUGGGAAAAGGAGGCGCAAAGCGUCACCGUAAAGUUCUUCGUGAUAACAUCCAGGGAAUUACUAAACCCGCAAUUCGUCGUCUUGCUCGCCGUGGCGGUGUCAAGCGUAUUUCCGGGUUGAUCUAUGAGGAGACCCGUGGUGUGUUGAAGGUGUUUCUGGAGAACGUUAUUCGUGAUGCUGUGACUUACACUGAACACGCUAAAAGAAAGACCGUUACCGCCAUGGAUGUUGUAUAUGCUCUGAAACGACAGGGACGCACUCUGUACGGAUUCGGAGGUUAAAAUAUUUGUAAACAAAACAAAACCCCAACGGCUCUUUUAAGAGCCACCCACCUUUUCACACAAAGAGCGAGUUUCUGGAUGGUAAAACAAUUUUUUUGUAACUAUAGGCUGUUUGGAAUGGUUGACUAAAAACAGCUAAUUAUUCGUUUUAUAAACAAAAGACUAUUAUCAUUUUUUUUUUUUUUUUUUUGUGGUCGUUGUUCAAACGUAGUGAUGUAACUA
Molecule: messenger RNA, 619 nt
Organism: Labeo rohita (rohu)
Lineage: Eukaryota; Metazoa; Chordata; Actinopteri; Cypriniformes; Cyprinidae
Product: histone H4
Exons: 1
Coding region: 86-397 (103 amino acids)
Biological process (GO): nucleosome assembly
Cellular component (GO): nucleosome
Molecular function (GO): DNA binding; structural constituent of chromatin; protein heterodimerization activity
Source: RefSeq, a predicted model, not a curated record